Molecule: messenger RNA, 1707 nt
Organism: Diaporthe citri
Lineage: Eukaryota; Fungi; Ascomycota; Sordariomycetes; Diaporthales; Diaporthaceae
Exons: 2
Coding region: 1-1707 (568 amino acids)
Source: RefSeq, a predicted model, not a curated record
AUGCGACUUCUAAACACCAGAAUACUGAAGCUGGUGUCUUUUGACGGUAGACCAGUGCCGCCCUACGCCAUACUCUCACACACCUGGGAAGACGAUGAGGUGCGGUACGAGGACCUCUUCUCUGGAAGCACCACUUCGGUGAUGCCCACAGAGAAGCGGGGAUACACCAAGAUUAAGUACAGCUGUGACCAGGCCCAGUACGACGGGUUGGAAUAUAUAUGGAUUGACAGCUGCUGCAUCAACAAGAGCAGCAGUGCAGAGCUCUCAGAGGCUAUCAACUCCAUGUUCAACUGGUAUGAGAGGGCAAGUCGAUGCUACGUUUACCUCUUCGACCUCAACCGUCCAAACCACCCGCAAAUCGCCUUCGAGCAGAGUCGAUGGUUCAGGCGGGGUUGGACGCUUCAGGAAUUGAUCGCCCCCGUGCACGUCGAAUUCUAUGACCACCAAUGGAAGCCCAUGGGCGAUAAAGGCACGCAUUCCCGACGGAUCGAUGUUUCGGAUUCUGCGUAUGGGGCCGAUGGGUUCGAAGCAAUCUUCAAUCUGGACUAUGCACAACCCGAGGAUUACGAGGGGAAUCUGGCGUACCGCAUCGAGAGCGCAACCCGCAUUCCCAUCGAGGUGCUCACUCUCAAACAAAGACCUAUCAGCAGACUGCUCUCCCGAUUCCCGGCUGCUCAGCGGCUUUCAUGGGCAGCUAACCGCCAGACUGCGAGGAUUGAAGAUCGCGCAUAUUCGCUCCUCGGGCUCUUCGACGUCAAAAUGCCGCUCUUGUACGGCGAGGGCAAGGAGGCCUUUGUCCGACUGCAGCAGGAGAUCAUGAACCGAUAUCACGACCAGACACUGUUGGCGUUUACAAGACAGAAGAAUAUACAAUGGCAGCUACAUGGCCCGCUGGCAGACGACCCCGAUGUCUUCGCUCACUCAAACAUAAUCCGACAAAACUUUGAGGGAAACACACUCGAAUUCGACGUCAAGCAAGCACCCCUUACAACCAUCAAGCUGAUGAUAGGAAGCUCAUUUACUUUGGACUACGGACACCUGCACGCCAUCACACCGCCGACACGGAUUGUCCUUGGUCCAGAAUACACGAUCCGCUUUGCGUGGCCGAGACCGCCAGAGACAGCCUACUCAAUCCAUACUUUCGAUGAAAAAAAUCUCCAUGUCGGCGGUCCGUUCUGGCUUGACGCAACAAGUGAUUACGAUCCAGACAGGGUGGAGCUAAAGUCCACCAGGGAUUCCCUAGGUACCGCUGCACCCAUCAGUGGCAUUAUGUGCAUUGAACAGCCACCGAUGGAUCAGGAGUCCGGCAGUGAAGAUGGUUCUGGGGAUGAAGCGAUACCUGAAAUCUAUCUGGUUCUCUGGGGACUAAGACAGCAAACUGCGCAAUCUUCCAACAGGUUGCAGAUUAGCCACGGGGAGGUGAAUCCAGAAUCUGCGUGGUGUUAUGUUGUGGCAUGGGAAGACGUCCUGGAUCCAUCCCUGGCGCCUAUGGCAGGCGAGAUCCUCCAGCUCGAUCUACCAAGCAUCCUGAGCAGGAUCCGAGCUACCCUCCAACUGACCACGAACGACUUCAAAGAAAGGUGGACGGCCAUUCAGUCCCGUUCAGGAGCGACGGCCGUGGCCCCCACAGCCCAGAUUGCGUGCCUUGACUUCUUCGGUCAGGAAACGCUGCAAGUUACAGUCAAAAGCUCCCAAGCAGAUCCGUGA